Polyodon spathula (Mississippi paddlefish) is the source of this 4015-nucleotide messenger RNA. RefSeq names its product RNA-binding motif, single-stranded-interacting protein 1-like. Lineage: Eukaryota; Metazoa; Chordata; Actinopteri; Acipenseriformes; Polyodontidae. The transcript has 14 exons. Gene Ontology annotation, molecular function: poly(A) binding; mRNA 3'-UTR binding; poly(U) RNA binding. Bases 268 to 1455 code for a protein of 395 amino acids. Gene Ontology annotation, cellular component: nucleus; ribonucleoprotein complex; cytosol. The record is from RefSeq and is a predicted model, not a curated record.
GGGAGCGAAACGCAGAUCAAUGAACUCGGCUAAAUAAACUGGUCGGUGAAUCGAAAUUGGGAUUGAAUCAGGGUUACAUUGUCACAGGGAUUGGCACAGUGUGUUUUAAAGAGGAAACAAGAAGUAACCACAACACCCCGGAUUACUGGACAAUAACCUUCAACUCUAUCUGGAAUAGAGUAGGCUACGAGUCACACUUUUCUGCCAAGCCAAGCUUUUUGGAUAUAAAAAAACAUCUGCGUGUCGGGGCAACUGGAAAUUAUAGGAAUGAUCUUUGCAAAUACAGUCAACCCUUUGAGGACGACAUAUCGCAAGCAGCAACCAUUUGCUCUAAACCCACACCCAAUGGCUCCCCCCAGCCCCAGUACUAACAGCAGCACCAACCACAGCAGUAGCAGCAGCAAUGCAGGAUGGGACCAGCUAAGCAAAACCAACCUCUACAUCCGAGGGCUGCCACCAGCCACCACUGACCACGAUCUGGUCAAACUCUGCCAGCCGUAUGGCAAAAUUGUAUCAACAAAGGCAAUCCUGGAUAAGACAACAAACAAAUGCAAAGGUUAUGGUUUUGUGGAUUUUGACAGUCCAGCUGCUGCUCAGAAAGCUGUUUCUGCAUUGAAGGCAACUGGUGUCCAGGCCCAGAUGGCAAAGCAACAGGAACAAGACCCAACAAACCUGUAUAUUUCCAACUUGCCUCUUUCUAUGGAUGAACAAGAGCUAGAAAGUAUGCUUAAACCUUUUGGGCAGGUCAUUUCUACUAGAAUAUUACGUGAUUCUAAUGGUGCAAGUAGAGGUGUUGGCUUUGCAAGGAUGGAAUCAACGGAGAAGUGUGAAGCAGUCAUUUCACAUUUUAAUGGGAAAUUCAUUAAGACACCACCGGGAGUCCUUGUGCCCAGUGAACCCUUAUUAUGCAAGUUUGCAGAUGGCGGACAAAAAAAGAGGCAAAAUCAAAACAAAUACAUUCAGAAUGGCAGAGCAUGGCCGAGAGAGGGCGAGGUGAGACUUGCUGGAAUGACCCUGACAUAUGAUCCAACUACAGCUGCUAUGCAAAAUGGAUUUUAUCCUUCACCAUACAGUAUUGCAAACAGGAUGAUUGCUCAGACUUCUAUUGCACCCUAUAUAUCACCCGUUUCAACAUAUCAGGUACAGACUCCUUCCUGGAUGCCUCAUCAACCGUAUAUCAUGCAGCAUCCUGGAGCGGUACUAUCACCCUCUAUGGACCACACAAUGUCAUUACAACCAGGAUCAAUGCUAAACCCACUGACACAACAAAUGAGUCAUCUUUCACUGGGCAGCACAGGAACGUUUAUGCCUGCUACAGCAGCUAUGCAAGGCGCUUAUAUUCCCCAGUACGCUCACAUGCAGACCGCAGCUCUUCAAGUCGAGGAAAACAGUGUUCGGCAACAAGUGGAGUCAUCCAAUGAGCAUUCUCCCUACACGUACCAACAGAACAAGUAAUACAGAUGUGCAAUGAUAACCGAGAAGUGCAAAGACUGAAACAAUCAUGGCUUCUUCUGUUUGACCGUGCUUUAAGAACGUGUCGACAUUUUGCGCAGGUUCUGCAAAGAUUACGUUUUGUUUAUAAUAAAAAAUCAAUUGAAGCUAUUUUUGGUAUAAGUUGUAUGAGGUGCAUAGAAGUGCUUACUUUCCUCAAAAAGAUGCAAAUUCUCAAAAAUAGUUUUAUUUUAAUAAGAAAGUUUAUUUUUACCAAGCAUUGUCACAUUGACACAAGAACUCUAUGUGAACAGAAGACCGUGUGACAUAACUUAAGGUGCAUGACAUGAAAGAUUUUUUUUUUUAUUAUUAUUAUUAUUUGUGAUGAAUUUUUCUUUUGUAUUGUGUUGAGAUUUUUUCUGAUGUUUUAUUAGCCAAACAUCUUUAAAAAGAUGUUCUGUGCUUGCUGUGUGAGUGUUGCUAUGGUGAAGUGUUACAUGUCGUUUCUUGUUAAGUGUUUUCAGUGUAGAUUGAUCUGUCCUAUACAAUUUGCCUUAAUUUUUUUCACACAAUAACUGUAUAGGCAACUAUUUAGAAUAGAUAAGCAAGAAUAAGUUGAAAAGAAAUGCCUUGUAAAUCAGCAACUUAGGGCUUUUUUAGUAUAUUGCUAAGUCAGUUUGCUAAAUCUUUUGGUUUCUAUUGUUUUAGGUGUUUUUAAUGUUUUUUUCCACUGAUCUCUGCUGAAUACUAAUGGCAGUAGAACUUUAGAGAAUAGAAAAAAUGUUCUGAGUGAAUCACAUUUUCUGAAUCUGAUGGGAUUUUAAUUGGUUGUAAUGUUUGUAAUUAUCAGAAGCCUGAAACUUCUGGUUGUUUUGAAUGAGUUUGAAUUCUGCUGAAUGAUUUACAUUUAAAAAAAAAAAAAAAAAAAAAAAAAAAAAAAAAAUCUUGCCUUUUUUUAAACUAACUUGAUGUUGUAGUUUUAGCUUAAGAAACAGAUAGUGUGGGGGGAUUGGGGGGUCUGUCAAAUUGACAGGAUGUUUUUUAUUUUUUUUUUAUUUUUUUGUCUUUUGCUUUAUAAUUAAAACAAUACUUAGAUUAUUGAUUGUUCAAAAACUAGCAAACAAAAAUCAUGACUUUCAAGGCAACAAUGGCAAAAGCUAAAUGAUUUUUAGUUAAGGAAAAGCUGAGAGAUUAACACAUAGAUAGAUGCUAGCUCCCCUUUAAGGGGAAAACAAAAGACUUUGAAAAAGUUAACUUCACCAAAGAACUGUGAGUUAGCAGCAAAUCCAGAAAGGGCGGUUUACUCUCAGAAUUUGCAGUUUAUGUCAUUGUUUAUUUUUUGACAGACCAGUUUGCAGUUAGGAGAAUGUGCCUUUUUUUUUUGUUCUAGUUUUAUUGAUGUACAGUAUGGACAUACACAAAAAAAAAAAAGCAUGAAGGAAGAUUUUGAUCCAAGCAGUGCCACACUUACUACGUCAUCACUACAGAAACGUAACACAUAAAGGAAGAAAAACAAUUUGAAACUAUGAAAUGAUUUCUUAAAAAUAAUAAUGAUCUGCAUUUCACAUUUUAAAACAGCUGGGUUUUCUUGUUUUUUUUUUUUUUUUUUUAAUGAAAGCUUUAUAAUUUUAAUCAUAUUUGCCUAAAAACAUGAUAUGAAUUACGUUGUCUUCCAAGAGACUGUUAUUUACCUGGUCAGCCAAGACUGAUUAGUUAUCUACCUCAGAAUUUUCGUUAUCUUUAAUAUUGGGACGGGUUUGCUGGACCUGCCUGUUUCCACAGACCAAACUCUCCCAGCUCAGGAGCUGGGCUUAAACAAGUUGUUUCAGGGGAUAUUGUUUUCUUCAAAAUUUUUUACUUUUUUUUUUUUUUUUUCUUUUUAAUAGGAAUAUUGUAUGUGAGCACAUUUAGUUGUUUCCAGGCCUUCAGUUUCAUAGUUUCAAAAGUAAUUGCUGCUUUCAUUGAUAUGUAGUAGAUUCCAGUAGUUGAUGAAGUCAAGAAAUAAUCCAAAAGUUGUGGUAUUACUGGAUCUUUGCUUCCUAAAAUAUUGUUGCUUUGAGUCCAGACAGACCUGCAGCAGCUUCACGUUUGUUUGUUUUACCAUGUAUGAACUGUAGACACAUUUGAUUUCUACAAUAUAUAUUGACUAAGACUGAAACAUAAUACUGAAAACACCUGUGUGGAGUUUUGCUGCUAGUGAUGUCUGAACUAAGUGCCAUACUCUGUGUCUGGGUAAGAGUUUGGAAAAUAUGCCUGUAGAUAAAUAAAUCCUUUAAUUAAACAUUGCAUACUAGACAGCCAUUAAAUUAUACAAAAAAUAAAUAAUUUAUGAAGAGAGACCUUUUGUACAGAUUGUUUGAAGAAAAAAAGAUUUUCAUAGAGAUGUCUAUAUGAUCAGGAGAGUUAAUUUCUUUUAUUUUUUAUUAUUUUACAUGUGCCAUGAACUUACCAGUGGUAACUUGUAUGUCCAGUUAAAGAACUCUUUCUGUACUUAUGUUUUCUAAAACUUGUUAAAGCCAAAAAGACAUUUGUGAACUGUAAAAAAAAAUAAUUCGAUUGUUUUAAGGUUUUUUUUUUUUUUUUG